AUGGAUGAAAGCGGACUCCGUCUUCAAAGUUGGAUCCUACACAGAGCUUAUGCGCGACAAUGUCGAGUUCCAAGAAAUGAUGAUCGGUGCGAGCAGCUGUGCGCUAAGGAGCCGGAUGGCAACGAACAAAAAGAUAGCGUGGAACCAAAGCCGGUAUUGCCGGUCACUGCUUUGAUGCAGCAGGAGCAAAGGAACACAGGCAGCGUGCCAUGGACUGUUUAUGCCCAAUUCAUCAAAGCGUCCGGAUUGCUGUGGAAUCUGCCCAUCGUCGUUGGUGUUUUGACCUUGGCACAGGGCGCGAACAUCCUUACAAGUCUAUGGCUAUCCUGGUGGACGUCGACAAGAUUUAGCGGCCUUCAGACGCCCGAGUACAUUGUAAUCUAUGCCGCCUUGGGCGUCUUCCAAGCUAUCCUGAUGUUCAGCUUCGCGACGACGCUGACUACGCUGACCUCGAUCGCGAGCAAAAACAUGCUGAACCGGGCUGUCUCGCAUACGCUCGGCGCCCCUGUCUCUUUCUUCGACACGACACCGACUGGAAGGUUAAUGAAUGUCUUCUCCAAAGAUGUGGAUACUAUGGACAGCCGUCUACAGGAUGACCUCCGAUUUCUGCUGUUCAUUGUCGCUACUAUAGUGCCAGUGUUUGCCUUGGUAAUCUCCUACUACUACUACUUCGCUAUCGCUCUGGACCCACUUGGCCUGGCUUUUGUAUACGCGGCGUCGUACUAUCGAGCUUCGGCACGCGAGAUCAAGAGAAACGAGGCCGUGCUACGUAGCCAUGUCUUCGCACGCUUUGGCGAAGCUAUACAUGGUGCCAUGACCAUCCGCGCCUACUCGGUCGAGCAGAGCUUCCGAAACGCGAUCGCGACAGCCCUGGAUUCAUCGAAUGGCGCAUACUUCCUCACGUUUGCCGGGCAGCGCUGGCUUUCAGUUAGGCUUGACACGAUCGGUGUCCUGCUAAUCUUUACCGUUGGCGUGCUGAUUGUGACGUCACGCUUCAGCGUAGAUCCGAGCAUUGGCGGUCUGGUCCUCUCUUACAUGCUGAGUAUGGUUCAGCUUAUGCAACAGCUCGUACAUGUCUUUGCGGACGUUCAGAACGAGAUGAAUUCCACAGAACGCCUUCAUCACUACGCACACGAUCUGGCGCAGGAGGAGAGUGGCCACAAACUGUCUCCUGCGGAUCCCAGCUGGCCGACAAAGGGCGCCGUUGAGUUCAAUAAUGUGCACAUGCGCUACCGUACAGGCUUGCCGCUUGUGCUCAAAGGUCUCUCCUUUAGCAUUGCUGCUGGGGAAAAGAUCGGUAUCGUUGGACGGACUGGGGCUGGCAAGUCUAGCAUAAUCACAUCCCUAUUCAGGCUUGCAGAGGUGGCUGAAGGGCAGAUUUGUAUCGACGGCGUGAACAUCGCUUCACUCCCCCUACACGAUCUGCGAUCAAGGCUGUCAAUCAUUCCACAGGACCCGGUGCUAUUCAAGGGUACGAUACGGACUAACCUGGAUCCGUUUGGAGAAUACGAGGACCUUCGACUAUGGGAGUCAUUACGACAGACGGGACUUGUUGACUACAAAACCAAAGAUCCAGAGGGUAGGAGCAGCACCGAGCGGAUCACAUUGGACUCACCCGUUGAGGACGACGGCCAGAAUUUCUCCCUAGGCCAAAGACAACUCCUCGCUCUAGCCCGAGCGUUGAUCUGCAACUCUGCCAUUACGUUCUUCGACGAAGCAACAAGCUCUGUGGACUUCGAGACCGACAAGAAAGUGCAACGUGUGAUACUCGAGGUUUCCAAGGACCGAACGCUGUUAUGUAUCGCACAUCGGCUGCAUACGAUUAUUGGGUACGAUCGUGUUCUGGUCAUGGAUAGCGGAACCGUCGCAGAGUUCGACAGCCCAAUUAAUAUUUUCGAUAAAGGUGGAAUGUUCAAGAUGAUGUGUGAAGGCAGGAAUAUAUCUCGGAAAGAGCUUCUGUCGCAGCGUAAGCUCGCACUCCAAUGA
Fulvia fulva is the source of this 1986-nucleotide messenger RNA. RefSeq names its product ABC-type transporter cicA. Gene Ontology annotation, molecular function: ABC-type transporter activity; ATP hydrolysis activity; ATP binding. Gene Ontology annotation, biological process: transmembrane transport. The transcript has 2 exons. The record is from RefSeq and is a predicted model, not a curated record. Lineage: Eukaryota; Fungi; Ascomycota; Dothideomycetes; Mycosphaerellales; Mycosphaerellaceae. Bases 1 to 1986 code for a protein of 661 amino acids. Gene Ontology annotation, cellular component: membrane.